AUAAUGCGAGGAGCAUUCUCAUACCCUGAGAUAGAUAGGGCAUCAUCGAACUACGGGACCUUUCGUUGCAUUGAUGCCGAUGUUGUCAUGAUUGGAGAUGCACGCCACAAUGCCGAAUUUCUACUUCGUAGGGGGCUAAGCUCGUUCUUUAUUUUAUCCAACUGGUCAACUCCCACCAUUCGUCCUAGCGCGUCUUCUCGUCAUCGCGUCCUGAGAGCAACUUCCUUGGUCGGCUUGUUCGCAAACUGAUAUCCUGACCCUUCCGUUUUCCGGCUCACGCCCAGCGCAGGCAAUAGAUCAACAUGGCCGAUUCCGUCGAUCGCGUCUUCGUUCAUGCCCUGAACACUGUCAAGAAAAUCCCCAAGACGGGUGCUUCGCGCCCCCCACCGUCUGACCGGCUUCGCCUCUACGGUCUCUAUAAGCAAGCCAUGGAAGGAGACGUUGACGGUGUUAUGGAGCGUCCAACCGCUGCCACAGGUCUUAAUGCGGAAGACCUGCAGCGGGAGAAGGACAAAUGGGACGCUUGGAAUUCUCAGUGCGGUCUCAGCAAAACCGAAGCCAAGAGGAGGUACAUCGAGGCUUUAAUCGAUACAAUGCAUCGUUAUGCGACGACCCCGGACGCCAAGGAACUCGUCACUGAGUUAGAAUUCGUGUGGAAUCAGAUCAAACACAACAGUCCCAGCGCAUCGGACACGAAAGGUGCGGAAAGCGUAGCCUCUCGGGGUCGAUACGUACACCCGGCUAGCGGGACGGCUGGGCCUAUGAGAGUUCUGAAGCCCAUGAGCGAGGACGAUGCCGCAGAGAAAGCAUCACAGCGCAGGAUGGACGACGAGGAUGGCGACGACGACGACGACGACGAAGAUGGCGACCUAUCUGGGAAAACACAUUGGUCCCGUAGCGUCGAAAGGGCUCUCGUCAAGAUGUCGGCCGAAGUCGCGGCAUUGCGGGAGCAGAUCACUACGGGGAGAGAAUGGAGGGCGAAGAAGGAACGAAGUUUCCCAGCACGGCUCGGCUCGUUUGCAUUGGUUGUUAUGAAACACCUUGGUAUCGACAUCAUCCUUCUGGUUCUAAUCCUAUUGUGGAUGCGGAAGCGGAAGGACAGGAGGCUGGAGGACCUGGUGAGAGCUGGCCUGAAGCUGCUGCGGGAGUACAUACGAAACGUCCUUCCCUCGAGAUGACCACGUUCCGGAUUUCUAUCUCGACAAUCUUUCAACUAUGGAGGUCUGACCAACUCUGAAUGCGGAUGGCUUGGCCUCUACUCCAUCUGCAUCAGCUGACACUCUAGCGCUCUCGUGCUCCCAUACCUCGAGGCGUUGAACGCAAUCUCUUGAUGCGUCCCGCGGGAAUCCGUAACUGGAUCCGAAGGGGCAUACGGUGCCUAUCCAGUCCAAUGGCGGUCAAAACAGCUCCAGCCACCACAUCCGCUCAUGUUCGUUUGAUGAACAAGCGGAGCGACAUGGCAUGCCAAACUGGCCUCCAAGGAGCGCCGUCACUCAAGGGGACAACGAUCCACAACAUACAGCCCUUACACGCACCGGCAGACAUGGCGGGUAAGCUGAAGCCUGGUGGGAU
Sodiomyces alkalinus F11 is the source of this 1572-nucleotide messenger RNA. Its product is annotated as acyl-CoA binding protein. Gene Ontology annotation, biological process: fatty acid metabolic process. The record is from RefSeq and is a predicted model, not a curated record. Gene Ontology annotation, molecular function: fatty-acyl-CoA binding. NCBI's taxonomy places the organism in Eukaryota, Fungi, Ascomycota, Sordariomycetes, Glomerellales, Plectosphaerellaceae. The transcript is spliced from 3 exons. The coding region runs from base 303 to 1178 and encodes 291 amino acids.